GCAGAGCAGGGGGUAUUCAUUCCAUUUUGCAGAUGAGAAAUUGACUUGCCCAGAGUAACACAGCUAGGAUAACUAACGGCCAGGAGAAACAGAGUGGAAAAUGCAAAACAACGAAAUUAUAAAACCUGCCAAAUACUUCUCAGAAUUGGAAAAGAGCAUCUUGCUUGCUUUAGUCGAGAAGUACAAGUAUGUGCUGGAAUGUAAGAAGAGCGAUGCGCGGACUAUUGCCCUCAAGCAGCGCACCUGGCAGGCGCUCGCCCACGAGUACAACUCUCAGCCGAGCGUGUCGCUGCGGGACUUCAAACAGCUGAAGAAGUGCUGGGAGAACAUCAAGGCCCGGACCAAAAAAAUUAUGGCCCAUGAGAGGAGAGAGAAAGUGAAACGGAGUGUCAGCCCGCUUCUGAGCACCCACGUGCUGGGGAAGGAGAAGCUCGCCGGCAUGCUGCCCGAGCAGCUCUACUUCCUGCAGAGCCCUCCCGAGGAGGAGCCCGAGUACCACCCUGAGGCCGCAGCCCAAGAAUCAUUUGCUGUUUCAAAUAGAGAACUGUGCGAUGAUGAGAAAGAGUUCAUACAUUUUCCAGUAUGUGAGGGGACCUCUCAACCUGAACCCUCGUGUUCAGCUGUCAGAAUAACAGCCAAUAAAAACUACAGGAGCAAAACCUCUCAGGAAGGUGCUUUAAAAAAGAUGCGUGAGGAAGAACACCAUGAACAAAUGUCCGUCUUACAGCUGCAGCUGAUACAGAUGAAUGAGGUGCAUGUGGCCAAAAUCCAGCAGAUAGAGCGCGAGUGUGAGAUGGCAGAGGAGGAACACAGGAUAAAAAUGGAAGUUCUCAAUAAAAAGAAGAUGUAUUGGGAAAGAAAACUACAAACUUUUACCAAGGAGUGGCCUGUUUCCUCAUUUAACCGGCCCUUUCCCAAUUCACCCUAAGACGGUGAGGGUGGCUCGCUUGUGGUUGAUUUGUGUUGGCCAAGAAAGUCUGGACCGUGAACUUGUGGUGGGUAACCGGUAACAGCUUCAACUAGGAAACUUAGAGUGGUAGCAGUCACUUGUUUAAGAAUACGUUCAGGCAAACAGCAGCACCCUCUGUACUACCCCUUACGUGGCAAAGAAGCUAUUAUAGUCUUCUGAAAAUUAUCACUAUGUGUGCUAUCAUUCUGAAUGUAACGUCUUCUAAUUAGAAUUCAUACAAGAA
This is a messenger RNA of Molossus molossus (Pallas's mastiff bat), 1193 nucleotides long. RefSeq names its product Myb/SANT DNA binding domain containing 3 (gene MSANTD3). Bases 101 to 928 code for a protein of 275 amino acids. The transcript has 3 exons. The record is from RefSeq and is a predicted model, not a curated record. NCBI's taxonomy places the organism in Eukaryota, Metazoa, Chordata, Mammalia, Chiroptera, Molossidae.